AUGAUUCGUGUAUCAUCUGUCCUUCUAGUCAUCGCUUGCGUGGUCACCACACAAGAACAGAGUAUACCAAACUCCCCUUGCCCCAAUGUCUUUCAAUACGAACAGACUGGCUUCGAACCUGGCCAGUGGUACGGUGUCGUCAACUUGUCCACAGACAGCACGUUGCAUUCGCUUUGGUUGAAUAUCGUGCUCGACAGCAAAGCGAAUAUUUUGGGGAAUUGGGUCGGCGAUGUAACCACUAACGACAACAUUGACUUUAAAAUCGAGAACACCAACAUGAAGAUCCACCCCGGUCCAGCCGUGGCCGUCCGCUUCUUCGUCAGAUACGACAAACUGAACAAAGCCCCAAGACUCCAAGCUAUACGGCUCAAUGGUAGAGAGAUAUGCAACGCGAAUAACCGGCUCCCUGCGGUCGACAGACCAGAUUUGGUUGGGCAAAACACCAGACCCGUUGACCGGCCGAGUGGAGAAUCUAGACCAGUCGACAGACCCGCUGAGAGACCAGUCGAAAGACCGCAGAAGCCUGUGGAUGCCAGACCGGAUUCGAACAGCCGUCCUGUAAUAAGACCCGAAGACAAGCCCGUCACUAGACCAGUCUAUGGUAGACCGUCGGGUGAUGGACCGGUUUAUGUCCCAACCCAAAUCGACCAGAGCAAUGUCAAUCCUUACAGUAUCGGUGGUGGUUCGCCAUCUCAGAGCGUGACGGAGGGUCGACCUUACCAGAUCACGACAACCCGUCGUACUAGCAUCAGAGAUGAUGAUGACGAUGAUGACAGCAGGCCAGAUCCAAGUGACUACUUUGAGGGCGGUAUACCAACUCCUGUAGCAAGCAAGGGAAGCAGCAAUAGUAACAAUUCUGACAACAGGCGUGUGUCUCGGGACCAAUGUGGUAAGGUGGUCCGAAACUCACCCAAUCCCUUAGUGGUGAAUGGAAAACCGACCCUCGAGGGACAGUGGCCGUGGCAAAUUGCACUUUAUCAGACACAGACAGUGGACAAUAAGUACAUCUGUGGUGGGACCUUGGUUACCCACAAGCACGUGAUCACAGCAGCACACUGCGUGACUCGCAAGGAGUCAGUUCGAGUUGUUAAUAAGAACACCCUCACUGUCUAUUUGGGUAAACACAACUUACGCACCUCAGUUGAGGGCGUUCAGAUCAGUUUUGUCAGUCAUAUAACCGUCCAUCCAAGCUAUAACGCAACAACGUUUAGCCGAGACUUGGGUGUCCUUAGGCUGAGAGACCCAGUCCAGUACACAGACUUCGUGAGACCAGCAUGUCUAUGGCCGGACAACAUGGUGGACCUGGAUAAUGUUAUUGGGAAGAUUGGUUCAGUGGUAGGGUGGGGUUUCGACGACACGGGAGUCGCGACAGAGGAAUUGACGCUCGUAGAGAUGCCAGUAGUGGACCAUUUGACCUGCAUUCGGUCGUACAGCGAGUUCUUCUCGAGAUUUACCUCAGAUGACACUUACUGUGCGGGCUUUAGAGAUGGAACAUCUGUAUGCAACGGAGACAGCGGUGGUGGCAUGGUCUUCAAAAUGCAAGGAACGUGGUACCUUCGAGGGCUCGUGUCUCUCUCGGUGGCUAAGCACAACGAGUACAGAUGCGAUACCAGCCACUACGUCAUAUUUACAGACCUUGCCAAAUUCCUACCUUGGAUUAAGGACCAAAUAAGCGAUUAUUAG
Molecule: messenger RNA, 1683 nt
Organism: Leptosia nina
Lineage: Eukaryota; Metazoa; Arthropoda; Insecta; Lepidoptera; Pieridae
Source: the annotation of a GenBank genome assembly